AUGACGCCGUGAGCUCAGCGCCAUUUUCGGCGUCAUCACGGCUCCUGGGUCGAAGCAUGCUAUUAUCAAACAGAUAAUAAGAUCUACAUUUAGACUCGUAAAGGCCUGUUUCAGUAUUUGUUGAAGGAUGGGGCGUAAGAAGAAGAAGCAGAUGAAGCCGUGGUGCUGGUAUUGUAAUCGGGACUUUGACGAUGAAAAGAUUCUGAUUCAGCAUCAAAAGGCAAAACAUUUUAAAUGUCACAUCUGCCACAAGAAGCUGUACACUGGCCCUGGUUUAGCCAUCCACUGUAUGCAGGUUCACAAGGAGACGAUUGACAGUGUUCCUAAUGCAAUCCCUGGAAGAACUGACAUCGAGUUGGAGAUCUAUGGGAUGGAAGGAAUACCAGAGAAAGAUAUGCAGGAAAGACGGCGGACGUUGGAACAAAAGUCUCAAGAAAGCCAAAAAAGGAAAAAUCAGGAUGACUCUGAUGAGGAUGAUGAUGAUGAUGAGCCUGGACCUUCAGCUCAAACUGCUGUUCAGCCACAGGCUGCCUACGCCGCUCCCAUGGCCCAGCCUGGGAUGCCCGUAGCUGGGGCACCAGGGUUACCUCCUGGAGGAUACCAAGGAAUGCCUCCUAUGAUGCCGGGUGUUCCACCCAUGAUGCAUGGCAUGCCUCCUGGAAUGCAUGGGAUGCCUCCUGGCAUGAUACCAAUGGGUGGGAUGAUGCCUCCCAUGAUGCCUGGGAUGCCCGGAAUACCUCCAGGGAUGCCUCCACACAUGGCUCCACGGCCUGGGAUGCCUCACAUGACCCCAGCCCCCACAGGAGCCAUCCCAAGCCGGCCCGCUGCAGCAGCACAACCUGCUGUCACUAAGCCUUUGUUUCCCAGUGCAGCUCAGGCCCAGCAAAGUGCAUCAGGAGUCACUGCCUCCACAGCAGCCACAUCUGACCCUCCCAAAGCAACGUUCCCCGCCUACACUCAGCCCUCUGUCUCUGCCUCUUCUUCUUCCACUUCUGCUUCUAAUCCCUCUAGCAGCACUGUGGCCAAACCCCCGGCCACAGUGACUAGUAAACCUGCCACACUAACUACCACGAGUGCAACUAGUAAGUUGAUCCACCCUGAUGAGGAUAUCUCACUGGAAGAGAUGAGGGCACAGUUGCCCCGUUACCAGCGCCUCGUCCCCAGAGUGGGACAGGCCCAUGCAGCUGCUGCUGCUGCCGUGGCAACAGUGGGUGGCAUGAUUCCCCCACAGCAAGGAAUCCCCCAGCAGCCCGGCAUGAGGCAUCCCAUGCACGGUCAGUACGGUGCUCCUCCACAGGCCAUGCCCGGCUACAUGGCCGGGGGGAUACCUCCAUAUGGGCAGGGUCCCAUGGUGCCCCCGUAUCAGGGGGGUCCUCCCUUGGGCAUGAGGCCACCUGUCAUGUCACCAGCCGGACGCUACUGAAGCUUCAAAGCUGCCGUCACAUUAGGUUUGAGGCUAACACCUUUUCUCAUCCUAGUGCUCUUUUCAACAGUAGCUGCACGUGGCCGGCUGAGCCUGUGGUGUGAACUAUACUUAGACACAUGGACUUUAUCAAGCACCACAAACAUUCAGCUCUUUGUUGCUUAUCUGUAAAGAUGUAUUUUCCCCCAUAGGUUCCACUCAGGUUUAUAGAAAUAAUGUGUGUUAAAACUAUUUCAUAUUACCUUUUGAAGCUGCUGGAGUAACAUGAGCGUACCGUCUUCUUACAAAGGCAAGUUUCUCAUGUAAACAUUGGAUCUUUCUUUUUUUAUUCUUUUGUUAGCUUGAGGCCCUCACAGCAUGUUUAGGUGCUGUUGGACUUGCGUCCCCAACUUUGGUUGGUGAGGGUCUCAGUGGUAAAGAUGAUUCCUGAUUAGUGUUAUAAAUCCAUGGCUCAUCAGUCUCUAGCUUUAUCCUUGUUUCAGGUUUGUUUUUAACAGUCUUGGUUAAAAGGGUACAUGUAUUCAUCCUUUGUAAUGUUUUAUGAAUCUGUUGUAAUAAAAUCCAUCUUGAAAUCCA
Molecule: messenger RNA, 1999 nt
Organism: Periophthalmus magnuspinnatus
Lineage: Eukaryota; Metazoa; Chordata; Actinopteri; Gobiiformes; Gobiidae
Product: BUB3-interacting and GLEBS motif-containing protein ZNF207-like
Exons: 10
Coding region: 128-1423 (431 amino acids)
Cellular component (GO): nucleus
Source: RefSeq, a predicted model, not a curated record